AGACGAAUUAGAUAGUUUUCAAGUAGCUGAAUUAGAAUGCCGUCUAGGCGUAAUGAAAUCUUUAUACAAAGACUUCGAUGACUUGCAGACGCAGUUGGAGCUGUUGUCGGAGAAUGCAGACGAUAUGUACCAGGAGCGCGAGGCCUUCGAGACUCAGUACUUCACGCAAAUGUCGCGCGCGCGUGCCCUGCUCCCUCCAGACGUGUCGCGUGCCAGCUCUCCGGCACCGAACCCUGGUGCCAGCUCAACGCACCACGACACGCUCCACGCUUCUGGCUGCAAACAUGACUUCGUACGCCUGCCAAAGAUUGACCUACCCCACUUCAACGGCGACUAUCAGCACUGGCUUGAAUUUCGAGAUACGUACAUUUCAAUAAUUCACGAUAAUAACAGCAUACAAUCAAUCAAUAAAUUCCAUUAUUUGCGUGCUGCUUUAACUGGCAGUCAUCAUUAGUAAUAAAAAGUAUUGACUUUAAGGCCGACAACUAUACUAUAGCAUGGCAGUUAUUGUUAGACCGCUACAAUAAUGAAAGGUUGCUUGUCAAUAAUCACGUGCAAGCAUUAUUUAAUUUUCCUGCUAUACAAAAAGAAUCCUGUGAAAUUCAUUACGAAAUAUGAUAGAUAAUAUAAAUAAAAAUUUAAGAGCGCUUGACACUCUCGGACAGCCUACAGCACAUUGGGAUACAUUAAUCAUCUAUAUAAUGUCUAAAAAAUUGAAUAAUGUGACCAACCGAGAGUGGGAAGAACAUAAAAACAAUUUAAAUCAUUUUCCAAACUUAAAGAACUACACUAAAUAUUUAUCUAAUAGAGCUGAUUUACUCGAGACCUUACAUGAUAAUAAAACUUUAAAUAAUAAUUAUAUAAAUACUAAAACUUACGAAAGUAACAAAAACACAAACUAUCUAACGAACACACAUUUUAAACCAGAAAAAAUCGCAUCAUGUCCUAUGUGCUCUCAAAACCAUCUUUUAUUUAAUUGUCAAUCAUUUAGAAAUCUUAAUGUUGAUUCCAGAAUCAAAAAAGCUUCAGAAAGUAAUGUGUGUAUGAACUGCCUUCGUCCUGGUCAUACCGACAAACGUUGUAAACUUUCACAUUGCAAGUAUUGCAAAUCAAAACACAACACACUCUUACACAGGGAAUCUCAAAUAGAUCUCAAACCAAAAGACAAUAUUGCAUUAUCUACUAAUAUUAUUACAAAUACAAAAGGAAAAAAUAAACAGGCUCUUAUAAUAUUAUCCACAGCUAUGGCAAGGGUGACAGAUGUCAACGGUAGGCUUCAUUCCGCCAGACUUCUUCUCGAUAACGGCAGCACUUCCAACUUCAUCACUCAGGAUCUGUGCCGUAAGCUCGGUCUGAACACACGAAGCACUAUCUCUUCAGUCUCAGACGCUUCCGAACGUGCUUAUGGUGCUUGUAUUUACGUAAGGACAAUCGCAGUCGAUGGGACGGUUUGUGUUCGUCUUUUGGCCUCUAAAAACAAGGUUGCUCCCAUUAAAACAACCACUAUUCCACGUUUGGAGUUAUGUGGUGCUUUGUUGGGUACACGUCUCUAUUUGAAGGUAUGCAAUUCACUUACCAACGUCUUCAGUCAUUGUUUGUUUUGGUGCGAUUCCACAAUAGUGUUAGGAUGGCUUUCCACACAACCAAGUAAUCUUAAUCAGUUUGUUCAAAAUAGAGUUAAUGAGAUUCAGGAAUGUACACUUGACCAGACGUGGCGUUAUGUACCUUCUAGAAGCAACCCUGCAGACUUAGCUUCUCGGGGGGUGAAGGCUGAUUGUAUCAGCGCGUCCACUCUUUGGUGGUCAGGUCCUCAAUUCCUCCAUGAGAGAACCAUACAUUUUCCUCCUUCUCCAAAUACACCACAAACAUUACCUGAAACUUCACUUCACACAGUUACACAUUGUAAUAGUAAAAGCAUUAACGUACUUUCAGAUUUAAUUCAUAAAAUGUCUUCAUUUACAAAAUUGAAUAGAGUUUUUGCAUAUAUCUUAAGAUUUAUUUACAAUUGUCGUAGUCCCAAUAAUAAAAAUAAAUCCUAUAUAACGAGUAACGAAUUAAUUUCAGCUUAUAACAGAAUUAUAUAUAUUUCUCAGCAGGAAAUGUUCCCUGAGGAAUAUAAUCAUCUUAAGCAUAAUCAAAUACUCCCUAAAAAGAAUCGUCUUAUAAGUCUUAGUCCAUUUAUUGAUUCUAAUAACCUUAUUCGCGUCGGUGGACGCCUUCAAAACUCUAACUAUAGUUACGACGUAAAGCAUCCAGUCUUAUUAUGUAGUAAACAUCAUUUAACUAAAAUAUUAUUUCUUAAAUAUCAUAAAUCACUGUUUCAUGCUGGUCCUCAGCUUCUUCUUGCCAAUGUAAGGCUCACAUACUGGCCUCUUGGAGGUAGAAACCUAGCUAAGCAAACUGUACGUAAUUGUGUUCGUUGCACGCGCUUUAAAGCUCAACCUAUUCAAGUCGUCAUGAGCAACUAACCCAGCGAGAGAACACAACUACAAUUUCCCUUUUUGAAUACAGGUUUAGAUUACGCUGGGCCAGUGCUGAUAGCCGACCGGAAGGGCAGAGGAUGUAAAUUAAUUAAAUCUUAUAUUUGCGUCUUUGUAUGUUUUGCAGUUAGAGCCGUGCAUCUAGAGCUAGUCUCAGACCUCACUAAAGAGGCCUUUCUAGCAGCCUUUAAUCGCUUUAUUAGUCGACGUGGUAAGCCUCAGCGGGUAUUCUCCGACAACGGCACUACUUUUGUGGGAGCUUUUAAUGAGCUUUCAGGUCUUCUACAAGUUUCAUCCAAUUCUAUUUCCAAUGACAUUGCAAACGAAGGUAUAGAAUUUAAAUUUAUUCCUGCAUACAGUCCGCAUUUUGGCGGUUUAUGGGAAGCAGCUGUUAAAUCCAUUAAAACUUUAUUACGUAGAGUCAUGAGCUUAACUCAUCUUACUUAUGAAGAGCUUUCAACCUCUCUCAUUCAAAUAAAGGCAAUUCUUAAAUCUAGACCUUUAACACCUCACUCCACCGAUCCUAGUGACCUAUCUUAUUUAUCUCCCGCUCACUUCUUAAUCGGACGACCGCUCACUACUGUUCCUC
Molecule: messenger RNA, 3069 nt
Organism: Leptidea sinapis
Lineage: Eukaryota; Metazoa; Arthropoda; Insecta; Lepidoptera; Pieridae
Exons: 2
Coding region: 615-2468 (617 amino acids)
Source: RefSeq, a predicted model, not a curated record